Molecule: messenger RNA, 1557 nt
Organism: Osmerus eperlanus (European smelt)
Lineage: Eukaryota; Metazoa; Chordata; Actinopteri; Osmeriformes; Osmeridae
Product: RNA-binding protein FUS-like
Exons: 7
Coding region: 16-762 (248 amino acids)
Biological process (GO): regulation of DNA-templated transcription
Cellular component (GO): nucleus
Molecular function (GO): transcription coregulator activity; RNA binding
Source: RefSeq, a predicted model, not a curated record
GGCACCUUCCUGUCUAUGUUCCCAAUAGUGCCAGACCAGGAUAACUCUGACAACAACACCAUCUUUGUACAAGGCCUUGGAGACUCCUAUACCGUGGACUCUGUGGCAGAUUUCUACAAGCAGAUUGGCAUAAUCAAGAUCAACAAGAAGACGGGCCAGCCAAUGAUCAACCUCUACACGGACAGAGAGUCAGGGAAGCUCAAAGGCGAGGCUACCGUGUCUUUUGAUGAUCCCCCCUCAGCCAAGGCUGCAAUCGACUGGUUUGAUGGGAAAGACUUUAACGGAAACCCCAUCAAGGUGUCCUUUGCCACCCGCAGAGCAGACUUUGGGGGCAGGGGUGGCGGCAUGAGAGGAGGUGGUCGUGGACGAGGAGGCCCGAUGGGUCGUGGUGGGUUCGGAGGAGGCCGAGGAGGUGGAUUCUCUGGUGGCAACGGAGGAAGUGGUGGUGGACAGCAGAGGGCUGGAGACUGGAAGUGUUCAAACACGGAUUGUGGCAACAUGAAUUUCUCAUGGCGUAACGAGUGUAACCAAUGCAAGGCGCCCAAACCUGAUGGGGCUGGAGGGAUGUCACCUCCUUUGGGAGGAGGAGGUUACGGAGGAGAUGGAGGCAGAGGCAGCUUUGACCGUGGAGGCUUCCGGGGCCGGGGUGGGGACAGAGGGGGCUUCAGAGGGGGCCGUGGGGGUGACCGGGGAGGAUUCGGGCCUGGCAAAAUGGACGGGAGGGGAGAACACAGACAGGAUCGUCGAGACAGACCCUAUUGAUCGACAGUCCAGGCUGGAACAUACCUUCACAUUUCCUUCAACUCUGUCCCAGUGUACUAGAAUCAGCACCGAUUCCCAACCUGCCUGGGAGUAGCUACCCACCUACAACCCCAACUCUUUUAUACAUUUCUAGAAUCUGUUACUGGGAGUGUGUAUUCUAACCAUGUGUAGACAUGACACAUUUUUUGUCUGUCUCUCUUCCUUACAAGUAGACACACACUCACUGAUUUCCAAACCUCUGUAUUUCCUUAGUUUAGUGUUCCUAAUUUGAAGAAAAAAGCUGUUGUUGAAGAUACAUAUUACGUUGCAGUAAAUGGGGUUGUUUGGAUUAUUUACCGUUUGAUUUUAAAUGAAAGUGUUUAUAAAAUAAAACGACUAGAAUAGUUUAUUUCAUUUUUUAUUUGACACUGCAUUUUGAUAACUAGUCUAUACCUAUAAACUUUUCCUCUAACGUGAAGAAGCUUUGAUUCUGGACUGUGAUACAAAUACUAGAAGACUUCAUCUCACAUUCCAUCUAUAGACUGGAAGUACCCUUGUGAAUCAGUUAAAACACUGCAUGAGUGAUUGGUUUGUUGAAGCAAUACUAUUGGAGUCAUCAGCUCUUGCAGUUUUAGACAAUACAGUAUAUAUGCAGGGUUUUUUCUGCAUUGAAAAGACUAACCGUGCGUGUCCACUACAGCGAAGCAAGCGGCGAGUCGGCUUCCAAUUCAUUUUCAAUGAAACCGGGUGAUGCUCCCACAAUGCCCUGCGCGAGCGUCAACGCCCGGUUUCAUUGAAAAUGAAAUGAAAGCCGAC